AUGGCGGAAGUGAAGAAAAAGGAAAACGAAGAAUGUAAUAAGGAUGGAGAGAAGGGAGCACAGAUGUCACAAACGAAUGCUAAAAAGGCAUCCGACGUGACUGCCUAUGUAGCUGCUAUGGUCGCAUUGUGCCUAUAUGUGCCUGACCAAAUCACAUCAACAGCAUCCAAGCAUCUGACAGUAUCGCUAGAUAUACCAGCAAAAAAUACCGGUAUCUAUAUGACAAAGCUUUACGCCACAAAAACACUGGUCAACUUCACAGGAUCAUUACUCAUGUUGAUCGUGAAUAUGUUUACGCCAGCGAACAGAUGGAUCAGCUCAAUAUCAUUUUUGGUAUUGGCUAUAACAAGGAUUAUACUCUUGGCGGUAUACUUUCUCCCUCAGUCUGCCAUAUACUUCUAUUUCGUAUUCAUUGUUCAGGCUUUUAUAAGAGGACUGUUUGAAAAUAACUUCUACCCGGCUGCAGCAGAACACAUGAGUGUAAUAUCACUAUGUUACAAAGGAUCGAGAGUCUUCGUUUGGACGGCGCAGGUUAUUAUGGAUAUUGUAAUAAAGGAUAAAGCUACAUGGAUGAUUUCAUUCCACCUUGUACUAAUGACAAUCGCGACUAUCGCUGGUAUGAUAGGAUGGUUUUGGUGUAUAUUUGUUUUGUCUUUACAGAACGAGGUUUCAACGGCUGACAGCUCAAGUUCGCAAAGUAGUGGUAGUGCUAGUACCUCUGGAUCUAACACGGCUGCCAGAGAUGAAACAAUGUGGGCGGUAAUGAAACGUGUAUAUUCACCGUUCCUAAUGUGUAUGUUUGGUUGGCCACAAAAGAAUUUCUAUAGUCCUGGUAUUGUACCCUACGCUUUGGUAGAUCGGAGCCUAUGCCAUCCCAUCAAUAUCAUACUCAUGUUCUUCAGCUUCUGUGUAACAUUCACCAUACAUAUUAUCAAGACAAAAUGUGUUAGUAUCAGUAAUCCCUGGGGAGCACCACCUACAGGAUGGCAUCUUGCAUGGUUGUUUAUGAUACCAACACUCUGUUGUGUGCCCGUAAUAUAUUCGGCUAUGCACUAUCCGCUUGGAGUAAUACACAAAGCACUGCACAACAACCGAGUAACAGUCACAACUCUCGCCGUUAUCCUUGUUGGCAGCACUACAGUACUAGACAACAUGGGUUAUAUCGGAGUAUCGGCUUGUUCCAAGGACAAAUGCGGUAAACGUAGCAAAAGCGCGAUGAAAAUUAUAGCUAUGACAUCUUUCACCGCACAAUUCAUAACAUCGUUCACCUACAGGAUGAGUACCGGGUACUUAAUCUUCUGGAGGCAGCACGUAGAUGAACUGUCUAACAGGGCUCCUACGUCAAAAAUGUAUUGGUUCAAUCGAUUAAUGUUCUGGGCGGUAAAUUCAAUCAAGCAUGCGGGUUAUGAUUUUGUUAAUGAAUUUAAAGGAAACAUCAGGGAUGUAGUAGUUCAUGAUGUAGACAAUGUCUUAACCAGCGGCUGA
Messenger RNA from Babesia sp. Xinjiang, 1485 nucleotides. RefSeq lists its product as uncharacterized. The record is from RefSeq and is a predicted model, not a curated record. The transcript has a single exon. The coding region runs from base 1 to 1485 and encodes 494 amino acids. NCBI's taxonomy places the organism in Eukaryota, Apicomplexa, Aconoidasida, Piroplasmida, Babesiidae.